CUCUUUUCAGGAGGCUCAGUAAAAUGAACAGAAGCAGCUGUAACAGCACAUUUACAAAGGAGCUGUUAGCUCCUAUCUACGGUGUGGAGAUGUGUGUGGCACUGGUGGGGAACAUAGUGGCACUGUGGCUGCUUGUGAAUAAGGAGAAGAAGAAAUGGCAUAUGGGAGUGGUGUUCUCCUGCAACCUGAUCAUCAGCGACAUCUUUUAUGCCCUCACUCUCCCUCUUCUUAUUGACUACUAUUCACGAAGAGGGGACUGGAUAUUUGGUGAAGCUCUCUGCAAAAUAGAGCACUUUCUCUUCACCUGUAACCUCUACGUCAGCAUUUACUUCAUCAUGUGCAUCAGCGUUCAUCGAUACCUGGCUAUUGUUCAUCCUAUCUUCACACGCAAAUACAUUAGCCCAAAACAUGCUAAGAUCAUCAGCCUGUUCGUCUGGAUCUUUGUGGCAAGCAUUUCAUCCCCAAUCUUCUAUUAUUCAGGUCUGAAGCAGACCAGAUGUUACUUAUUUGCAAAGCUAGGCAAAUCAAACAUGUCUAACCCUAGGGUGUUUAUGGCUGCUUUGGGUUGUUUGGUCCCUUUUGUAGUUACGUUUGCAUCAUAUUUUGGUGUAAUAAUGGCUGUUUUUAAAAAUGCAAAUAUCACCCCACUGCAGAAGAAAAAAGUGGCCCUGAUUGUGGGUUUAGUCUGUGUCCUAUAUGCAGUGUCUUUUGUCCCCUAUCACAUUCUGCAAAUAUGGCACUUUAAACUGAGGCAAAAUAAUAAGACUAAUUGUUCUGUGCGUAAUGGAUACCAAGUGUCAAAGGCAUUAGCCUGCCUGAACAUGUGUCUUCAUCCCAUCCUGUACAUGGCUGUGUUUGACAGCAUCAGGGCAUUGUGCUGCAGAUGGAAAUCAAACUUAUCAAACGUAGAAAUCACAGGAGAACAAUCAUUUAAAGACCUUGAAUUAAAAUCCUAAGUCUGAGGUUUCACAACAUUUUGUUUUGAUUUGGAUGUAUGUUUGAGGUCAUUAUCCAGUUGAAAUUUUCAUCUCUGGCCAAAUCUUAUGCUUCUGCAUCUUA
Hemibagrus wyckioides is the source of this 1059-nucleotide messenger RNA. Its product is annotated as P2Y purinoceptor 11-like. The record is from RefSeq and is a predicted model, not a curated record. Gene Ontology annotation, molecular function: G protein-coupled ATP receptor activity; neurotransmitter receptor activity. The coding region runs from base 24 to 956 and encodes 310 amino acids. Gene Ontology annotation, biological process: cellular response to ATP; G protein-coupled receptor signaling pathway; calcium-mediated signaling. Gene Ontology annotation, cellular component: plasma membrane. The transcript has a single exon. NCBI's taxonomy places the organism in Eukaryota, Metazoa, Chordata, Actinopteri, Siluriformes, Bagridae.